Diaporthe citri is the source of this 603-nucleotide messenger RNA. RefSeq lists its product as uncharacterized. The transcript has 4 exons. The coding region runs from base 1 to 603 and encodes 200 amino acids. The record is from RefSeq and is a predicted model, not a curated record. Lineage: Eukaryota; Fungi; Ascomycota; Sordariomycetes; Diaporthales; Diaporthaceae.
AUGGCAUCCUCAUUCCCCAAUCCCCGAAGGCUCCUGGUCUCCAACCGGUCAAAUGGCACCACAAAAGACCAGGCAGAGCCCGGGGUUGAGGCCCUCGUGGACACCCUCGAGCCCGUGGCCGUGAUGCCCAAGCUCAACAGGGCGCCGAUCGCGACUCACGCUGCCAUUCCCACCUCGAACGCAGAAGCCGGCCGGCCUCACCUAGACACGGUGCCCGGCUCGGGCAUCGUCCUGCCGGGUGGCGCGAACAUCUAUUACCUCGACCUCACGCCGCACUCUGACAGCCCCAUGCGGCGUAUCACACCCCUCACCGCCCCCCCCGACAACCACCGGACGCCCUCGACAGACCACGUGAUCGUCCUCCGCGGCGAGCUCACGGUCGUGACGCCGCCGGUGGCCUUUGACGUCGUCGACGGCAAGGGCUCGUACACCAAGGUUGGAGGAGACGGUUGCACGGGCUGGCGACGUGGUGGUCCAGAGGGGGUGCUGGCGAACCGUAGCGAGGAUUCGGUCCGACUUAUUGGUAUCGUCCUUGCGGCGGAGCCUGUGAAGAUUGAGGUCGCUGGUGAGGCGAAGGAGCUUGGGGAGUCGUGGCUGCAGUGA